AUCUGGCGUGUCAUGACCCUAUUAUCCAGAAAUUUAUUUCCGAAAUUGAUUUGGUGAAAUUCACAUACAUUUUGCAGUAAUAACAGCCUCGUCGUUACAUAUUAUGCCAGAUGUUAAGUGUCGUUAGCUGAACUACCGUGAAAUCCCAUUUGAAUAUCAUAGUCAUGUCAAGCCCACUGACACUGCUACAGUCAGGCAGUACUGGUACAGGAAGGUCAUCCCCAUGGAGUGUGAUUGUCACGGAAAAAUCAAAAUACGAUCAAAUAUUUGAAACACUUCAACCAGUGAAUGGAUUGGUAUCGGGCGAUAAAGUUAAACCCGUUCUAGUGAACUCAAAACUACCAGUUGACGUCUUGGGCCGCGUAUGGGACCUUAGCGAUAUUGAUAAGGAUGGGUUCUUAGAUAAAGAUGAGUUUGCCGUUGCUAUGCAUUUAGUGUAUAGAGCACUAGAGCCUCAUAAUGAACCCGUUCCUCUCGCUCUAGCCCCUCAUACGAUCCCACCCUCAAAGGUGAAACCACAUGGGGUAGCCCUCCCUGGUGCAGUUCCUGUUUUGCCAAGCAUGGUUAGCGAUGUUCAACUUGGUAGAACCGCAAGUCCUGUCCCUGGAGCUGGGGCAGCUAGCGCCCCCGAGUGGUGCGUCACGCCAGCAGAGCUGAUAUCCUACGGAGAAACAUUUAAGAAGGCCGAUACUGAUUUUGAUGGAUUCGUUGAUGGCAUGGCAGUCAAAGAUGUUCUCUUACAAACUGGUUGUCCUCAGGCAUCCCUUGCCCAAAUAUGGAGCCUAUGCGAUCUUAAAGGCACAGGGACGUUAAACACGGAACAAUUUGCUCUGGCCAUGCAUCUCAUCCAUAAGAAGAUGAAUGGGGUGGAACCACCUAGCCAACUCACACCUGAAAUGAUUCCGCCUUCAUUGAGACCCCAGGAGGGACUGCCUGAUGGCGCAGCAGGUGUUAACAUGGGGGAUUUCCCAGGACUGAAGGAACUUGAUAUGAUCGCUAAGGAGAUAGAAGACCUGAAGCAGGAGAGGAUACAGCUUGAGGCAGAUAGACAGCAGAAAGAUGCUGAUAUUAAACUAAAGAAUGCAGAGGUGCAGCUACACCAGAAGGAGUUUGAUGCAAUACAGGGGACUCUGCAGCAACUUGAAAACCAGAAAGGUGAGGCGCAGAAGAAACUUGAUGAAUUAGAUGAUCGUAAAUCCAAGCUAGAAAACAGCAGCAUUGAGAUAGAAGAGAAAAUUGUUAGGGAACAUGACGUGAUUGAUGAACUUAAUAUGAGGAUUGGAAACCGGGAAAGUACAACGAAAAACCAAGAAGAAGAAAUGAAUAAACUCCGCCAAGAUGUGAAUGUUUUGAGGCAGGAAGAGUCAGAAUUAGAGCAGAAAUUGGAAGGUGGUAAAACUCAGCUUGAAAUGGUGCGGAAAUCGGUGAAAGAAACCAUGGUUAAUAUUGAUCAAGCCAAAGCGAAGAUCCAGCACUUGGAUGAGACACAGAAAACCUUCAAGGAGAGUAUCGAUGCUUAUAAUGCAAUGUUAAGUGGCGAUACCUCAGUGUCUGAACCCAGUCAGGCAGAUUUGCGUACUGUUACACCUACACCUUUUCAGCUUGAAGAGAUCAGUAAACAAGCUGUGCCGUCACCCUUGCCGCAUGAGACCACCACUUCCCAGAUUGCAACCACUGGGGAUCCUUUCAGGAAUGCUGAUCCAUUUGCCGGGAUGGGUGGAGCCGCUACUGAUGUUGAUCCGUUUGCGGGAGCUGGUAUCGCAGCAGAUCCAUUCGCCGGAGAAGACCCAUUCAAAAGUGCAACAUUAGAUGAUCCAUUUAAAGGUGUGGAUCCAUUUGGGAAUUCUAACACAGCUGCAGCAGAUCCAUUUGCAGGUUCAGAUCCGUUUAGUGAUACAAGCAAUUCUGCCGGGGCUUCUGAUCCAUUCAAAGGUGGGGACCCAUUUGGAAAUGAUCCUUUUGCCCCUAACCCUAAACAACCCCCACGUCCAUCAUCUGGGCCCGCUUUACCUCCAAAACAGAAAAAGCCACCUCCAUCACGUCCACCCCCUCCCAGAUCAAAAUCACCAAAUCCUGCAGCAACAACAAAAGCUAGUGAUCCAUUUGGUGGGAAAGAUCCUUUUGGAGGGAGUGAUCCAUUUGGUGGAAGUGAUCCCUUCGCUGCCAAUACAACUACAAGUAGUUCUAACAGUGGUUCGUUUGCCAAUUUUGGGGACUUCGGUAAUUCUAGCAAAACAUCAAGUAAUGACGCGUGGGGAAGUUUCGGCACUACAUCCAACACUGCAAAUCUUGAUUGGGAGAAAUCGCUGCCAAAAAGUCGUGAACAGGAGCAGGCUGACCUUGAGAUGGCUCUUGCUCUCAGUAAAACAGAUAGCAGUGCUUAGAACAAUAACAAAUCCUGAAUACCACUUAGAACAAUGACAAAUUGAAUAUUAAAUUUUAAUUUAACAGAGUAAAAAUAAAGCUA
Molecule: messenger RNA, 2467 nt
Organism: Owenia fusiformis
Lineage: Eukaryota; Metazoa; Annelida; Polychaeta; Sabellida; Oweniidae
Source: the annotation of a GenBank genome assembly